Molecule: messenger RNA, 978 nt
Organism: Pelmatolapia mariae (spotted tilapia)
Lineage: Eukaryota; Metazoa; Chordata; Actinopteri; Cichliformes; Cichlidae
Product: free fatty acid receptor 3
Exons: 1
Coding region: 1-978 (325 amino acids)
Biological process (GO): positive regulation of insulin secretion; G protein-coupled receptor signaling pathway; response to fatty acid
Cellular component (GO): plasma membrane
Molecular function (GO): bioactive lipid receptor activity
Source: RefSeq, a predicted model, not a curated record
AUGCAGCUGGCUGUCAAGGACUGCAUUGCUCUCCUCAUCUACAUCUUGACCUUUCUGCUCGGCCUACCCGCCAACCUGCUCGUCUUCUUUGUGUACAUGCGCAAGGCUCGUAAACAUGGUGCCACACCCAACGUGGUCUACGCCCUCAACUUGUGUCUGGCCAACUUGGGGCUGUUAGUCUGGCUGCCUGUCAAGACUCUGGAGACUUUGCUUCAGGACUGGAGGCUGCCUGCUCCCGUGUGUCUUGUCUACAACUUCUUCCUCUUCUCGUCCCUGUAUGGCAGCUGUCUGUUCAUCACCGCUGUAACAGCGGGUCGUUACUUCAGCAUAGCAUUCCCGAUUGUCUACAAGAGAUGGCGCUGUGCUCGCAACUCCUGCAUCAUCAGCGCUGUCUUGUGGCUGUUGGUGGUGCUACACCUCAGCCCUGGCGUGGUGGUCGGAGAAGGGGGUUUUUUUGUUUCCACAGGUAAUAACUCCUCAGUUUGCUAUGAAGUUUUUAGUGCGUCCCAGCUGGCCGUGCUGCUGCCACUCCGCCUGGAGAUGGCCAUCACUCUGUUUCUUUUGCCUCUGAUUGUGUCAACUUUUUGCACGAUGCGCUGCGUCACGCUGGUGUGGCGCUCAAAAUUGUCCCCCAUGGGAAAAAGAAGAGUGCUGGCUGUUGCGCUGUCCACGCUCGCUGUGUUUGUGGUUUGCUACGCACCCUACAACGCCUCACAUGUCGUGGGGUUUGUGAUGGGGGAGAACGUGAAGUGGAGGACGUACGCUAUGCUGACGAGCACCUGUAACGUAUUCCUGGACCCUGUGGUCAUGCUGAUGCUAUCUCCAGUCAUGUCAAGAGGCGUCUUGGGAAGAAUCUGUGGACGGCAAAGCCAGUUCAGCCACAGGGGGGGUUCUCGGUACCAGUGUAAAGCCGUCAGUGAAGCUUCAAAAGUUAGACCACCAACUGUCCCAUCUGAGGGGAGCAAACCUGGGGCUUAG